AUGAAUAUCCUGGAAUACAUGUUCGGGAAGCGGAUGACGCCAGCGGAGCGCCUGCGCAAGAACCAACGCAUGCUCGACAAGGCGAUUCGCGAGCUCGACCAAAUCCGAGUCAAACUGGAGAAGCAGGAGAAGACGCUGGUUACGCAGAUUAAACAGAGUGCGCAAAAGGGACAAAUGGGUGCUUGCAAGAUUCAGGCCAAGGAUCUCACCUACCGCACAAACGAGCAGAUGAUGCAGGCGAUGAAGGGAGCUACCACUGCUCUUGGCAGCAUGAACCGUUCGAUGAACUUGCCGGCCCUCCAACGAAUUGCUAUGGAAUUUGAGCGGGAGAACGAUGUCAUGGAACAGAGGCAAGAGAUGAUGGACGAUGCCAUCGAUGAUGCCAUGGAUGUGGGUGAGGAGGAGGAGGGAGAAGAGGUGGUUGAGCAAGUGUUGGAGGAGAUUGGCAUUGAUCUCAACUCCGCGCUCGGCGAGACCCCCACGGGCGUGCAGUCAAGCGCAGUACCGGAACAACGAGUUGCGCAAGCCAUUGGCGGCGAAGGCGGCAUGGGUGGAGGCGGGGCGGACGAUGAUCUACAGGCACGACUUGACAGUCUCAGGCGGUGA
This is a messenger RNA of Verticillium alfalfae VaMs.102, 606 nucleotides long. RefSeq names its product DOA4-independent degradation protein. NCBI's taxonomy places the organism in Eukaryota, Fungi, Ascomycota, Sordariomycetes, Glomerellales, Plectosphaerellaceae. Gene Ontology annotation, biological process: endosome transport via multivesicular body sorting pathway; protein transport; late endosome to vacuole transport. The transcript has 4 exons. The record is from RefSeq and is a predicted model, not a curated record. Bases 1 to 606 code for a protein of 201 amino acids. Gene Ontology annotation, cellular component: multivesicular body; ESCRT III complex.